Molecule: messenger RNA, 1064 nt
Organism: Osmerus eperlanus (European smelt)
Lineage: Eukaryota; Metazoa; Chordata; Actinopteri; Osmeriformes; Osmeridae
Gene: myf6
Product: myogenic factor 6
Exons: 3
Coding region: 32-754 (240 amino acids)
Biological process (GO): skeletal muscle cell differentiation; positive regulation of myoblast differentiation; muscle organ development
Molecular function (GO): DNA-binding transcription factor activity, RNA polymerase II-specific; protein dimerization activity; RNA polymerase II cis-regulatory region sequence-specific DNA binding
Source: RefSeq, a predicted model, not a curated record
CUGUCAAAACAUAGGCCGCACGAGGUACAACAUGAUGGACCUUUUUGAGAACAACACUUAUUUUUUCAAUGAUUUGCGCUAUCUCGAGGGAGAUCAUGGACCAUUACAGCAUAUGGACAUGGCCGGGGUGUCCCCUCUGUAUCACGGGAAUGACAGCCCCUUGUCACCUGGACAGGAUAAUGUUCAAUCCGAGACUGGAUGUGACAGCAGUGGCGAGGAGCAUGUCCUCGCGCCCCCGGGUCUCCACCCGCAUUGCGAGGGACAGUGUCUUAUCUGGGCUUGUAAAAUAUGUAAAAGAAAGUCUGCACCGACCGACAGGCGCAAAGCCGCGACUCUCAGGGAAAGAAGGCGUCUCAAGAAGAUCAAUGAAGCGUUCGAUGCGUUAAAGAAAAAGACCGUGCCCAAUCCGAACCAGCGACUGCCCAAAGUCGAGAUUUUACGCAGCGCUAUAAACUACAUCGAAAAAUUGCAGGACCUGUUGCAUACCCUGGAUGAGCAAGACGAAAUACAGCAACAUGGUUCAUAUGAGUUUAACAACAAAGAACAUAAUGUGGAAAACAGUGAUUACAAUUGGAAAACGUCCUGUCAAAACUGGCAACCCUCUGCUGAUCAUUCCAAUGCUCCUAUGACGAAUCAGAGAGAAGUCACCACAGAGUCCUCGGGAUCAACCAGUCUACUUCGCCUCUCAUCAAUUGUCGAAAGCAUCUCAAGUGAGGAGAAAAUUAAUUGCAGCGAAGAAGUCACAGAAAAAUAAAGCAUAAAUCAUUGGAAUUUUGCUGCACGAGCGACGUCAACAUUUCGCAAUUCAUUUGAGCGGUUGUAAAUUAUUUCCAACUCUUGCAUAGGGAAUGUGCAAUGACUUUAGUUUCCAUUUUAAUGCAAACGUUUGUACAAAUUAAGGGGCAUUUUAUGGUGAUUAUUUUAACUUGAGGCAGGCAUGAAUUGCCAAUAUUUUAUAUCUAUGAGUGGAAAUAAUAGAAGUGCUCUACUACUUCCACGUAAAUGUAUAUAUUUUAUAAUCUUAAUUUAUUUUGUAUUCGAAAUACAAAACCAAAACCUCAACA